AUGUCGUGGGUGAAGCCCGAGAAGACUUCCGACUCGAGCAGUGACGAGGGUGGUGUGGCCAGCACGUUGAAGACCACGGCCAGAACUUGUUGUUUCUGGUUGAAGCUGUUUCCACCGAUAAAGUGGAUGCUCAACUUCUUCAAAUGGCUUUUCCUUUCCCGCCAGGAAUAUGCUGUGCUCAAGAAGGCCAGAGAGCUCUUCAAGACUGUGAAUGUUGACAAUGGUUGUUGCACUGACUGUCCGUACAAGCAGUUGUCCAAGAUGGAGAGAAUGUACCUGCACCGCAUCUUGAAAGACACGUCUCGUUGGGGGAGCGAGAGAAAGUUUAUCCAGACCUUCCAGUCCCAGGUAAUUGCCAUGCAGAAGGAUGACAGCGACGCAGGAGAAGCCAUCACUGAAGGCGAGUUCUGCAACGCUGUGUUGUAUGCCGUGCAAGAGUACAUGGAGAAGAUCGUCAACAAGAUGAACUCAGAGAUCAAAAAGGAAUACAAGAAAGACGAGAAGUUGGCGGAGGAAUGUUUGAAUGGCGCAGAUGGGAGUCCUGACGGUGACAAGGCUGGGCCAAUGCUGCCAGUGGCCCUCGCUGACUUUAGCAAUACCUGCAUCAGUGACGACACGGAAAGAGGGUUCAAGACCAUCAAUGCAGACGGCACAGUGGAUGCGCCUGCAGGACUGAUGCACCUGAAGGAUCCCGUGGCGCAAGAGCAACGGCGCCAAGCCGAGACGGAGGCCGCCACGAAGGUUCAAGCCAUGGAGAGAGGUCGCAAAGCACGGAAGCAGGCCAAAGAGGUGCGCGAGACAGUCGAGGAGGAGCCGAGUGAAGAGAGCGCGCCUGCGCCUGGCUCCUCAUCAUCUCUUCCGAACGAGGGCUCGCAAGAGGUUGAGCCGCCUCCCGCGCCUCCUCUGCCUCCGCCUCCAGCCGAGGAAGAGGAGAGGAGAUCUGCGUCGGAUAACGACAACGAUGACGCCUUCGGAGAGAUUGAGGAGGAAUUCUCUCCGAAGACCGACAUCGUGAACCCUAUCAUCAGCAUAGUCGGUGCCCCCGCCACGAACACCAGCGCUCCGAACUCGCGAAAGAACUCCAGGCGUUCCUCCGAGGAGAGCGACAGCGGUGGGGAGUCCGAUGCAUCCGAGAAUCCGGACGACGAGUGCGCCCCUUCCCGCCACUCCUAG
Molecule: messenger RNA, 1173 nt
Organism: Symbiodinium necroappetens
Lineage: Eukaryota; Dinophyceae; Suessiales; Symbiodiniaceae
Source: the annotation of a GenBank genome assembly